Plectropomus leopardus (leopard coralgrouper) is the source of this 3628-nucleotide messenger RNA. RefSeq names its product diacylglycerol lipase, beta (gene daglb). Gene Ontology annotation, molecular function: triacylglycerol lipase activity. Gene Ontology annotation, cellular component: plasma membrane; cytoplasm. The record is from RefSeq and is a predicted model, not a curated record. NCBI's taxonomy places the organism in Eukaryota, Metazoa, Chordata, Actinopteri, Perciformes, Serranidae. Gene Ontology annotation, biological process: neurogenesis; arachidonate metabolic process; diacylglycerol catabolic process.
UACCACAAGGGAGCGGACAGUGCUUGUUGACGUUUUCAAAACAAACCAGCUUUUCACAUUUAGCUAUCUUGUAUGUGACCUGAACUUCUGACAUGAACUGGUAACGUAAAACAGCACGCAGAUAUAUUAAAUAGUUAAACAAUGGUAGUGUUUGCCCUGUGGGAUUAGCUUUCACUCUCCAGGAAUAGCUUCAUAGUAUUUUUAGCUAACGUUACAUGGCUAAUAUUAGAAGCUAGUCACGCAAGCUGUUGUUUGCCGCAGUAGAACCAUUAUUUAAGCUAUGUGUUUAUAGGUCGUAAAACUGCAUAUGACAUCGGAAUUAAAGGUAUAUAAAAGCCUUUAACUAACAUAAAAUUGCUUAACGUUAGUUGACACUCGUAUCUUUACGCUAGCUAGCUUACAUCAUUACGUAUAACUCAUUUUGGAUAUUGAGCAACAAAGGAAAGUUACAUUAGCAUGUCAUAAUAGUGGGCACAGCUCGUUGUCAGCCAGUGUGGCUUCAAGUCAUGUAUGACUUGAGGUGUGCUUUGUUAAAGAGAAUCCUGUCCUAUAGUGGUGAUAAGGUUGGUCACCAUCAGUGAGAUUUUGGGGCUUGUUUACCUUCAAAAUGCCUGGGAUCGUGGUGUUUGGACGGCGGUGGGGGAUCGCCAGUGACGACCUUGUCUUCCCUGGCAUCUUUGAACUGUUCCUCCGGAUACUUUGGUGGAUUGGCACCUUGAUCUUGUUCACUUCUCACAAGGGUCAUUUCGAUUGUAACGGGACAGGAGUUCUUCACAGCUAUCUGGUUGGACUUUUGGUCGUGUUGGCGCUCAUCAUCCUGUCACUAUGUGCUAUCAUCUACGUCAGUGCUCAAGGUACAAUCACAAACUCCGGCCCGCGGCGCUCCAUCCCCGCGCUGGUGUACCUGCGAGCUCUCCUCUACAUCCCUGAGCUGGUGUGGGCCUGUCUCGGAGCUGUCUGGGUGUCUGGUGACAGCAAAGGCUGCGAUCCUGCCACAGUGGGUGUUGUCAUCGCAGCAGUGAUUGCCAGCUGGAUCAUCCUGCUGUUCACUGCGCUGGGCGUUGUGUUUGUGUUUGACCCGCUGGGUAACCCGCGUCCUCCGCCUGCCGUCAUGGAGCCACUGGGAGUCAGAGACAUGCAGAGCAACGAGGGCACCCAGUUCUUCUCCACAGCUCGCUCCCUGGCUGUCAAGGUUUGGGAGAACAGGCUGCGGCUCCUCUGCUGUUGUCUGCCGCAGGACGAGAGCCACCGAGCGGCGUUCUCCAGCAUCGCACAGCUCUUCAGCGGAUUCUUCUCUGACACAGAUCUGGUUCCCAGUGACAUAGCAGCUGGUUUGGCUCUGCUGCACCAGGAGCAGGAUAAGAUGGAGCUCAGCAGAAACCCAGACGUCAUAGUGGAUCACAGCCCCUCCUCUCCCAUCGGAGAAGAUUUGGAGACAGAGCUGGAGAAAGCAGUUCACUGUAUGCAGUUUGCUGCAGCAGCUUACGGCUGGCCAUUGUACGUUUACUCCAACCUCUUAACCGCACCCUGCAAACUCACUGGAGACUGCUGCAGAAGUCGCACAGCAGAUUAUGACAUCGUUGGAGGAGACCACCUCGGCUGUCAUUUCGCGUCCAUCCUGCAGAGCACCGGGCUGCAGUACAGAGACUUCAUCCACGUCAGCUUCCACAACCAGAUCUAUGAGAUCCCCUUCUACGUGGCUCUGGAUCAUAAGAGAGAGGCUAUUCUGGUGGCCGUCAGAGGAACUCUGUCACUGAAGGACGUCCUGACAGACCUGUCUGCUGAAUGUGAGAACCUGCCUAUAGAGGGAGUAACUGGAGCCUGCUACGCUCACAAGGGAAUAUGCCAGGCAGCAAAUUACAUCUACAAGAAGCUGGUCAAUGACGGCAUCCUCAACCAGGCCUUCUCCAUCGCACCGGAGUAUAAACUGGUGAUCACUGGUCACAGUCUGGGCGCUGGCACAGCAUCAGUGCUCGCUAUCCUCUUGCGCAAUUCCUUCCCCACCCUGCAGUGCUACUCAUUCUCUCCACCAGGGGGACUCCUGAGUAAAGCCUUAGCUGAUUACUCCAAGGACUUUGUGAUCUCAGUUGUGCUGGGAAAGGAUCUGGUUCCCAGAUUGAGCAUUCCCAAUAUGGAGGAUCUGAAGAGAAGGAUUCUUAAAAUAGUCUCAAACUGCAAUAAGCCCAAGUACCGCAUCCUGCUGCAGGGGCUUUGGUACGAGCUGUUCGGGGGAGACCCGGACGACUUCCCGACUGAGAUGGACAACAGGAGGGAGGAGGAGCUUAGCCAGCCGCUGUUGGGGGAGGAGUCACUGAUCAUUCGCCACUCAUCAUCCUAUCAGAGCCUGGCGUCAGAUGAUUCACCUGCUCACACUGCUACCCACUUACCCCUGUUUCUACCCGGGCGCAUUCUGCAUAUCACAGAAGACGGGCCCACACGGAGAUCCUGUUUUUCCCAGGUGCGGUACCGCGCAGACUGGUCCAAUGAAAUGGCCUUCAGGAGUAUUCUGAUCAGUCCCAGGAUGCUCACAGAUCACAUGCCCGACAUUUUGCUCAGAGCGCUCAACAGCCUGACUCGCGACAAGCCCUACUCCCUCUGCCCGUCGUCUUUAAACACCAGCCAGCACGACACGAUCUGAAACGUGUCAUAAAGAGACUCCUUGUGUCUGUGCUCCCGGACUCUGCAGUAUUUUAAGCCCACUUCUGAAUGUUUAUUUUUCUCCCCACCUGAUCCAAGAUCAAAUACUCCACGCUCUUUAUUUGCAUCGUAUUUGCAGGGCCUUAUCCUAAAGCCCUUUUCGUGUGAGGACACUUCGCUGGAUUGUAAUAGGGAUGGAAUACAUGAAACUAUAACCAGUUGUGAUCUCUAUUGAAUGAUCAUGUUGGGACACUUAUUUUUUUUUAAAUGCACCUUUAAUUAUUUAAUUCAAGUCAUGAUUUUAUUUCGACUCUCUUGAGUUACUCCAUGAGCAAUUUAAAUGCUAUGAUCUUUGAAUGUGCGUUGUGUACAAUAUUCAACAGUGCUGCAGUUUUACUGUGUUCUACAUUUAAUGUUUGUGUGAGUGCUGUGUGCCUGGUUAGAGCCACCCCCCCCCCCCCCCCCCCGCCUCGGUCACUGAAAGUGGCAGAUGCUGUCUUCCUUAUCUGUGGGGUCGACUUAGGAGCAGUCUGAUCCAGGAUGUGAGGAUAUAGGAGUACCUUUUACCUCCAGAUGUGCGCUGAAGCAUUUUGUCUCUAUUGUGUAGUAACUGUAAUUAGUCUGUCUUGUGUUUAAAUGUCUUGAAACAUCAGGGUGAUCAGUGCCUAUGCAUUACGGCAAAAAUAAGUCGACUGAAUUGCUUUACGGAAUAAGAGUGAUAAGUGCAGUGUGUUUACACUAAGUUCUGCAUUUUCUACAGUGCAGUUUGAAUAGUGCACGGUGUUCUGCAAAAGAAGAGCUGAAAAGAUUGUACUUGUACAUUGCGUGGGAAUGUGUUUACUUGCCAUUGAUAUUACAUCUUUUUUUUCAGGUAAUAUAUAUGAUGUUAAAGUUUGAAAUGACUGAUGCCUGCAUAACUGUCUGUUUCACAUUCCCAAAAGACUGCAUUGGACUCCUUGAUGCAAAUAAAAGCUUGUGAAGCACACUCUCA